This is a messenger RNA of Pezoporus occidentalis (night parrot), 1442 nucleotides long. It is a transcript of the gene UBE2D1, whose product is annotated as ubiquitin conjugating enzyme E2 D1. The coding region runs from base 239 to 613 and encodes 124 amino acids. Gene Ontology annotation, molecular function: ubiquitin conjugating enzyme activity. Gene Ontology annotation, biological process: protein K48-linked ubiquitination. Gene Ontology annotation, cellular component: nucleus. The record is from RefSeq and is a predicted model, not a curated record. The transcript is spliced from 8 exons. Lineage: Eukaryota; Metazoa; Chordata; Aves; Psittaciformes; Psittacidae.
AGGUCGUGUCCCUGUUGCUGUCCCCUGGCUGCCGGCGCUGGUCCCUCGGGCCACUUCAGGGGGCGGAGGGGGAACUAAGUGAUCUGCAGCGAGAUCCACCGGCCCACUGUUCUGCCGGACCUGUUGGAGAUGACUUGUUUCACUGGCAAGCAACAAUUAUGGGACCUGUAAAUUUGUACAGGUCACAAAGAUGUUGUGUGUUUUAAAACUCCCUGAUGUCAUCAUGAUCAACUGAAUUAUGUUGGAAAAUCCUACUCUUUGCAUCUGCAAAGAGGUACCACUUCUUAAGCCCGAUAGCGCAUAUCAAGGGGGAGUAUUUUUUCUCACAGUACACUUUCCAACAGACUAUCCUUUUAAGCCACCAAAGAUUGCUUUUACAACAAAAAUAUACCACCCAAACAUAAACAGUAAUGGGAGUAUUUGUCUUGAUAUCCUGAGAUCACAAUGGUCACCAGCUCUGACUGUAUCUAAAGUUCUGUUGUCCAUAUGCUCCUUACUUUGUGAUCCUAAUCCAGAUGAUCCAUUAGUACCAGAUAUUGCACAGAUCUACAAGUCAGACAAGGAAAAAUACAACAGACAUGCAAGAGAAUGGACUCAGAAAUAUGCAAUGUAAACAUCUGAAGACUUUUUCAUAUACCAGAGUACUGUAAAUUCUAGGAUUUUUUCAAAAUUAGAAGGAAAUGGAGCACAGUUUACUGUUUCAACAUAUCAUGAUGCGCCUUGAAUUUUUUUCAACCAUCUAAGUGUGUUUCUGGAGCAAGGGAGAACCAACUUCCAAAAAUAACUUUUUGACUGUGAUCAGAAUAUUUAUCCUCUUUGUAUGCUUUGCAGAAGACAUUUAAUAUGGUUUUUAAGAGUUGGGCAUCUGCAUCUUCAGACUACAAGUUCCAUAGUGCAGUUGUAAAGCAACCAAAUUAUUUUUGCUGGAAAAAAGUAGCUGGUUUUAUGUGAUGAAUACUGUAUGUGUGUCCUUAAAGUAAGCUGUCUGUUUCGUGUGUUCGAAUUUCAUUUUGUUAACUUACUUAUGGUAAUUUGUUAUUUUUUUUUAUUGUAUAGACUAAAUAUUUUAUUUACCAUGUAAGUUGUUUCAUUUUAGACUUACUAGCUUGUGCACAGUAUUGACAAGAUACAACUGCUAGUAAUGAAAAUAAUUGGAGUAUCCCACCUCUUAGGAUAUUCUAAAGACUGACUGCAGAUUUCUUAAAAUUAUCUUUGCACUGUAAUUCUUUAUAUGCUCAUUAUGGAGAAACACCUGGUUUUGAUUCUGUUGCAUACUUGAUUUUAUUGCAAUGUGAACUAAUUGCACUGCUAUGUAGAAAGAUAUGUAACCGUUUUGUUGCUAUUCACAACCAAUUUUUGACAUGGGCAACAUAACACUACCACAGACCUUUUACAAAUCUAAAUAUAGCCUUUUCCAUAUAAAUAAAAUGCCUUUUCUACUA